GCGCGCGCGCGGCGCAUCCUGACGGCCGGUCGGCAAGUCUCGCGGACGUGCAUUCGAAAAAUGGCCGACAGCGGGGAUGGUGUGAGCAAUACGUCGUCCGGGAAAGAGACAAGAAAUAUGCUGCACGAUGGCCCGGUCACCGAUCCGGCCUCCAACACGAAGAGCCUAGAGGCAUCAAAUAAUGCCUUUCACGGCGCGAGAACGAAAUUAGACUCCAAGUCCGGAGCGCUGAAGAAGUCCAGCCGCUACCGCAGCCGCUCCUUGUCGGCCAGCAGCACCGAUAGUUACAGUUCCGGUACGGACGCACAACUCGCAUCUUAUACAGGAAGCUCGUCCGACGAGGAUGACGUGUCGCCGCGCGAGAAGAUCCAGAAGACUGAGAGGGGCUUCACGGACUUCUGUGUGCGCAACAUCGAUCAGCACGCCUUCGGUCGCAGGGAGAUCGAGAUCGCCGAGCAGGAGAUGCCGGGGAUCAUGGCGUUGCGGAAACGCGCCGCUGACGACAAGCCGCUGAAGAACGCCAAAAUCGUGGGCUGCACUCACAUCAACGCGCAGACCGCUGUCCUGAUCGAGACGCUGGUGGAGUUGGGAGCACAGGUACGAUGGGCGGCAUGCAAUAUUUAUUCGACGCAGAACGAGGUGGCCGCGGCGUUGGCGAACGCUGGCUAUCCGGUGUUUGCGUGGCGCGGCGAGACCGAGGAGGAUUUCUGGUGGUGCAUCGACAAGUGUGUGGCCGCUGAGAAUUGGCAGCCCAAUAUGAUACUGGACGACGGCGGUGACGCCACGCACUUGAUGCUCAAGAAGUACAACGCCAUGUUCAAGAUGAUCCAAGGAAUCGUCGAGGAGAGCGUAACGGGCGUGCAUAGACUGUAUCAAUUGUCCAAGGCAGGUAAACUUUCUGUCCCUGCGAUGAACGUGAACGACAGCGUGACGAAAACCAAGUUUGAUAAUCUUUACAGCUGUCGCGAGAGCAUCAUCGAUAGCUUAAAGAGAUCCACCGACGUCAUGUUCGGCGGCAAGCAGGUUGUAAUAUGCGGCUACGGGGAGGUCGGAAAGGGAUGCUGCCAAGCCCUCAAGGGCUUGGGCUGCAUCGUGUAUAUCACCGAGAUCGAUCCCAUAUGCGCAUUGCAAGCCAGCAUGGACGGCUUCAGAGUGAUGAAACUCAAUGAAGUCAUUCGAAAUGUAGACAUUGUUAUUACAGCGACGGGCAAUAAAAACGUGGUGACGCGCGAGCACAUGGACAAAAUGAAGAACGGAUGCGUGGUGUGCAACAUGGGUCACAGCAACACCGAGAUUGACAUCAACAGUUUACGUACGCCUGACCUGACAUGGGAGAAAGUGAGGUCGCAAGUGGACCAUGUUAUCUGGCCGGACGGCAAGCGUAUUGUCCUUCUAGCGGAAGGCCGUCUGGUAAACUUGUCGUGUUCGAGCAUACCGUCGUUCGUCGUGUCUAUUACCGCCGCUACGCAGGCGUUGGCCCUGAUCGAGCUGUUCAAUGCGCCACCGGGACGGUACAAGAGCGACGUUUAUUUGCUCCCGAAGAAGAUGGAUGAGUACGUCGCCUCGCUGCAUUUACCCACGUUCGACGCGCAUCUGACGGAAUUGACGGAUGAGCAAGCGAAAUACAUGGGCCUCAACAAGGCGGGUCCCUUCAAGCCUAAUUACUAUCGCUACUAAAAACCAAUGGGCGAGUAAUGUGGCAUUGACUAGCACGUGCGACACUCACUCAGCAUUACACACUUCUUCACAAGUAUUAAAACCAACAGUCACCAACAACCUUCUUACCAUCGCAAACCUCUGGCUCCGCAUCCUUCUCCACUUUGUGCCGGUUGGCUUUCUUUCAUCCCACGCCAAGUUUUCUUAUCGUUGAAUCGAUAGAGAAAGAGAGACCUUUUAUUUAUGGUUCAACCUUCGCGGAGAUUCGCGCGACGUGAAUUCCGUUGUUAUUAUCCGUGCUAAUCACCCGCAAAGAAUGCGUUAAUAACGUAGUGAACACACACACAUACACACACACACACAUACACUUGAUCCAGCAGUUACCCAAUAACCGAUAUUAGAAACGACUAGAGCUGGGCACGAGUAUCUGGCAGAAAGAAGAAGUACGUCUUUCCGAGAUACAUGAGAUAUACUUCCGAUACACGCUGUGUAUGUGUCUUGUCUCUUUUCGGAGAUAUUUGUUCCAAGUUCGCAUAUAUCCGCGAUACUGCCCAGCACUGGCAAUAGCAUAGUUUUGGACGUGUGUAUGAUUAACAGUUUCGUAACAGUUUUCCUCUUCGAGAUGCGCGAGUGUACAGCCCACAGUUGUUAAAGUGAAUUGAGAGAAAGGAAGAGUGAGAGAGAGAGAGAGAGUGAGAGAGAGAGAGACUCUGAAAAAUUGUCAGACUACGCACGCAAACCGAAUCGAUCGAAUACUGUAGAUACAAACACGAGUGUUGUAUAGUUCGCAAAGCCGGAGAGCCAAUUGAGAGAAAUUGUAUCUGUCCAUUAGACGCUACGUUCAGUAAGUUUUAACAUUAGUUUGUAAAGAGUAACAAACGUUUUAAAUGAAAUAUAUCGGCGGGAGCUUAUACAUGUAUAUAAAGUGGUGUGUAACGCGGCGCGUUUGUGUACGAGAGGUGGAUUCAAAGAUCCAUUCAAUGUUGCGACGACGUCAGAGCGCUGAUUUUUAUCUCGAUACUCGAGAGAACUUGCUGUCGCGAGACCGGAGAGAACACGCCGCACGAAUAUGUCUGAGAAGCCGUCUUCGGCCGCUCGCGAUCAUACGUUACACACGAAUCUGUAUACAUGUGUACGUUUGACUUCCUAGCGCGGUGCGUGCGCGCGUGUGCUGAUGAUGCACAUUAGUCAAUGAAUUUGUUGUGCCCUUAAUAGUAAUGAGGUUUACAUGCAUAUACAUAUAUAUAUAUAUAUAUAUAUAUAUAUAACGUGCGCGCGGUGUGUGCUCAGCAGCGUAUAAACGAUAUACAACAUCAGCCGCGACUAUUUAUACACCAUCCUUUUCCCCCCCAAUGCCGCCAUAUGCCGCGGGUAUAUGGCUAUGUACGACUAACCCGAAAGCCGUGUACAUAAUUAUUUAAGAUGGAAGAUUAUUAACACACGAGAUAGGUGAUAAGCGAACUGUAGAUUAUUAUUAGCCUGUUAAUCAAUCUCUGGUUAUUAUUGUUACCUUUGCCCGAAGCGCGCCCCCCCGCGCGAGGAGCAAGAUCGAUUUGCAUACCCCAUGAUUAGGAGAGAAAUAAAUGCCUACCACAUUUAGAGAAUUAA
Messenger RNA from Harpegnathos saltator (Jerdon's jumping ant), 3264 nucleotides. Its product is annotated as S-adenosylhomocysteine hydrolase-like protein 1. The record is from RefSeq and is a predicted model, not a curated record. Gene Ontology annotation, cellular component: cytosol. The transcript has 11 exons. The coding region runs from base 61 to 1677 and encodes 538 amino acids. Gene Ontology annotation, biological process: L-methionine cycle. Lineage: Eukaryota; Metazoa; Arthropoda; Insecta; Hymenoptera; Formicidae.